This is a messenger RNA of Daldinia decipiens, 2135 nucleotides long. RefSeq lists its product as uncharacterized. Bases 389 to 1528 code for a protein of 379 amino acids. The record is from RefSeq and is a predicted model, not a curated record. Gene Ontology annotation, biological process: protein phosphorylation. Gene Ontology annotation, molecular function: protein kinase activity; ATP binding. The transcript has 9 exons. Lineage: Eukaryota; Fungi; Ascomycota; Sordariomycetes; Xylariales; Hypoxylaceae.
UAAUAUAAGGUAUGUUAUUUGCUUGAAAAUAUUAUUUUAAGUUCUAGAUUUGUUUAAUUUUAAUAAUUAUCCAUUUGUUGUUUCGAAGUAAUCACACAUUUAGAGCCUUGAUCCUAUAUUGCAAGGCAAAUUACUUGUACCCAUGAGAUCGUUAGGUAUCCUAUUAAAAUAAUCUCGUUUGAGCCUCUAUUAGUACCUAACGUAUCUCUUGUGCGACAAAGCCUCCCAUUUCCGUCAAAUACCACAAAGGGCCUUUUCGGCCUACUAAUACGAAAACGAUUGGACAGCACUUGUCAAGAAAAUCUUUGUUGAUUAAACAGGUGAUAAGGGAAUCGUCAAUCCGCAAACUACAUUGUUAGUUGCCAUCAGUGCUAGAAACAGAAAGAGAAUGUCUGACCUGGAUUUAGACGAGGAUGUCCAGGAUGCGAGGGACCUUUUGACAGAAUAUUUUGAGAGUGAAAACCCGAGACGAUUCAAGUUUGAAAAGGUUAUCGGGGUUGGAGCCAACGGUGUAGCAUGGCGACUCAUAUAUAAGCCGAGGACUCCCGGCGGGGGGCCAGGCAGGUCACAGCGCCUUGUCAUGAAGAUGGACCGUGCCCAUGCGAGUGGUGGCCUAGGGGAGGACGGAGGCGCCGGUCAAAUUUCAAAUGAGGGCAUGUAUCUUUCGAUCUUACAGUGGGCUAAGCACAUCGUAAAACUCAUACAACCACCAAAUGACCCUCUUAGUCGACAAUUUGAGGGCAUCCAGCCCCAUGGAAUCAGGCAGGGGGAAUGGAUCUACAUCGAGUGGCUAGAAAAUGGAACGAUUGGCUCGUUUCUCGAUAGAGCUUAUGAGAAAGAUCGACAGCUCCCGAAUAGGAUGUUAUGGAGCUUCUUCUUGUGCUUGAUCCGUAUAGGAAUCGCCUUGGCAUGGCCACCGGCCGGGCCUGGGAAUGACGGCGAGCCGCAAACGGAAACUAUCGGACCAGGGCCAGGUAGGAGAAUAGUGCACGACGAUUUGCAUGACGAGAAUGUCAUGUUUGGACCUUUCGAACCAGACAGUGAUGGUGAACACGACUUGACUCCAAUCAUAAAGGCGAUCGACUUUGGAACUGCGAAAGAAUUUCCGGCUGACCGCAGUGAUUUUUCGCACAAGGGAGAGCCUGAUAACGUCUUUGAUUUCGGAGUGCUCAUGUCCGGGAUGGCAACACUUGACCGCAGCAGCGCACUCGGCCUUAUGCCGAGAACAGCAGGAGCGGACUACUAUUAUCCGGGAGGCGGUGAGAUGCGAAUCCUGGUCGCAGCGACAUUUAUGAUUCCAGAUAGAGACCCAAACAAUACUCUGGAUCCCGAGUUGCGCUAUUUGAUAAUGUCUUGCACCGCAGUCAGACCUGAGGACAGACCAUCACUGGCAGACUUGGAGGACCGAGUUUCGCACGUGCUCGAGGAGCGAGACGAGGACUGGUACAUAUUGCGCAACAUGAAUGCCAGGGAUGAAAGCGACGAUAAUAUUGACGAUAUUCUUCAAGAGUUACUAUUGGAUGCUUGAAAGGUGAUACUUCUCAUAUGUAUACCAGGUCGUAAUACACUACUCAAGCAAGAUGUAUAGUAAUUAUUCAAUCCUAACCUUCUAACCUAGUUACAACCCUUUCAUUACUAUUUUUUGAGAGCAAACAUAGAACACCGCGCCAACCAAGUUAUGACAUAAUAACAAUGUGCUCUCUCUUCCUCAUGUAAAAGUCAUCAGUCCACUUUGCAAUGUGAGACACAACAUCUGCUUGGGUCUUCUUAAUAUCUGGGUUUACCGCAUUUUGAACACGGAGGUCGUUACAGUGACGCGAGCCGGGGAUCAAAAUACUGGGAACAUUUGGCGUGGAAGCUAAGGGGCCUCUAGGCCUAAACUCACUGGCGACAGAAGCUGACCUCCAUGGAUCAAACUCACCGUUCACCCAGAGGAGCCGGGACUCGGCGUCCAAGUAUUCAGGUAGCUGCCAGCCUUUGGUAUGGGCAUUUAUGUCUGACGCUGUCUUGCCCAAGGCACUCCCAUACGUGAACUCACCCUCCUCGGGAAAAAAUAACUCGCACUGACGCUGCCAGUAGUCUGCGUUGGCGAGACGUGAGAAUACAGUAGGGCGGUUUACUGGUGCACCACUGGU